UUGUACCUCUUGUUUAAAUAUAAAUAUGUAGUUCACACUUGAUAGUUGAACCAUGAAACCAAUAUAUAGUGCACUUUGCGCACCGAAGACCUCAAACCUUGCUUUAGUAAGUCAACAUUUUCUACUUCUACCUCUAUUUAGAAGAAAAAUCUCUGCAUUUCUUCAUUUUCUGUCCAGAUUCUUUGCUUAGCCUGCUUACAGCUGGGAGCUUUAUUUUGUUUCCAAAUUGCACUUCUCAACUGUCAUUUCUGGAUAAGAGGAAAGAAAGUUUGUUUUAUUUCAUAAAUUUUUCCAAGUGGACUACUUGGUCUCUGUUUCUCUCUGAUUUGGUUCAGUUCAGUCCAAAGUGUCUUCAUUUAUCAUUGACCCAGUUCCUCAAUCAUGAUAUAGCAUUAUAUUUUUGAGUUUUAAGUGAGAAUUUGAUUGAAUUCCUGUAAUGGGUGUCUUGGUUUCUAUAUCCCAGCACAAGAGAUAUAUUAUUUUCUUGAACAUUUCAUUUCUCUUAGCGGCUUGUGCUUUCUUGAUUAUACGGUCCAAUUCUGCUGAAAUUCUUGUUCUCAGAAAAUCCCAAUUUUCCAAUCUUAGUGAUGAACAAGAAUGCAAGGAUUUGCAAAAUCUUGGAGAUUCUCAAGCCAAGUGCCAUUACCUUGCGUCGCAUGAGCCAUGUGUAUCUGAAGGCUAUAUUGAUUAUCUUUACAUUUUCUAUUGCAAUUUUGGGAGACUUCCACUUGUAGGAUAUUGUCUUUUAUUUCUCUGGCUUUUAGUGAUGUUUUAUUUGCUGGGGAACACAGCCUCUGAGUACUUUUGCUCUUCACUUGAAAAUUUAUCAAGUCUGUUGAAAUUGUCCCCAACAAUUGCUGGAGUUACUCUCCUUUCUCUUGGCAAUGGUGCGCCUGAUGUUUUUUCCAGUUUAGUGUCCUUUAUGGGUACUGGUGCAGGUGACAUUGGCAUCAAUACUGUGUUAGGCGGUGCUUCCUUUAUAACCUGUGUUGUGGUUGGAAUUAUGAGCAUCUUAGUGAAGCAAAAACAAGUUAGAGUCAAUAAGAAUGCCUUUAUUAGAGAUAUUUGUUUCUUUCUUUUUGUUCUUGCAACUUUAAGUUUUAUUUUGCUUCAUGGGGAAAUCAAUAUUUGGGUUGCAAUGGUGUUUUUGUCUAUGUACAUUUUCUAUGUUGUUCUUGUUUACUCUUCGGAUAUGCGAUGGGCUGAUGAUGGGAAAGACAUUGAAAAGGAUGAUAGUAAUUCGAGUUAUGACAGUGACUUGCACAUACCAAUUCUAAAUAGUACCGAUAAGGGGGAAGUAAAUUAUUUGGAGGAAGCUGGUUUAGGAGGUGCUACUGAAGUAGAAAUUGAGAAAUGUUGCUUUUGUUUGCGGUUAUCUGCGCCUUGUAAGAUUCUUCUUUGGAUACUUGAAAUGCCUCUUUAUUUGCCAAGAAGAUUGACAAUUCCUGUUGUUUCUGAAGAUGGAUGGUCUAAACCAGUGGCGAUUGCUUCAGUCACAUUAGCACCAAUUCUGUUAGCAAUUCUUUGGAAUCCACAAGAUGAAAAUACCAAUUCCAAGAGCAGCAUAGUAUUUUAUGGAAUUGGGGUCUUCAUUGGAUUGAUACUUGCUGUUAUUGCAUACUUAACAACUGAAAAGUCAAGUCCACCCAAGAAAUGCCAAUUCUUUUGGCUAGCAGGAGGGUUUAUAAUGAGUGUGGUGUGGAGUUACCUUAUAGCUCAAGAAUUAGUAGCCCUUUUAGUAUCUCUUGGAUAUAUAUUUAGUAUAAGUCCUUCAAUUCUUGGGUUGACAGUUCUUGCUUGGGGCAAUUCAUUAGGGGAUCUGAUAACCAAUUUGACUAUGGCUUUGAAUGGUAGUCGUGAAGGUGCACAAGUUGCUAUAUCAGGUUGUUAUGCAGGUCCUAUUUUCAAUAUCCUGUUUGGUUUGGGAUUAUCUCUUGUUAGUUCAUGCUGGUAUAAAUACCCAUCUCCUAUUGUAGUACCAGCAGAUCCAUAUCUGUUCGAGACAUUAGGGUUUCUGUUGGCUGGCUUGCUAUGGGCACUUGUGAUCUUACCAUGUAGAAACAUGAAGCUUGAUGGGGUGUUGGGAUCAGGACUUUUAGCUAUAUACGUAGCUUCUCUGUCUUUAAGGAUUGUUCAAACACUUGGCUCUUUCCAGUUUCAAGCUACAUAAGGUCUUUGCGGCUUUAUCUGUAAAAUAUGUGAAAUCCCCGUAUACUAAAAGCUAGUCUUCCCUGUAUAGUAAGUUAUCAUCAAUUGUAAGAUGCUGUACUUUUUUUCGAAAGUUUAUUUCAGUUAAUAAAUAAAGUUAUCUGCUAUUAUCUUUUGUUAA
Molecule: messenger RNA, 2329 nt
Organism: Jatropha curcas
Lineage: Eukaryota; Viridiplantae; Streptophyta; Magnoliopsida; Malpighiales; Euphorbiaceae
Product: Sodium/calcium exchanger family protein
Biological process (GO): transmembrane transport; monoatomic cation transport
Cellular component (GO): membrane
Molecular function (GO): monoatomic cation transmembrane transporter activity
Source: RefSeq, a predicted model, not a curated record